Messenger RNA from Penicillium daleae, 870 nucleotides. RefSeq names its product cytochrome c oxidase subunit IV (gene cox5b). The record is from RefSeq and is a predicted model, not a curated record. Gene Ontology annotation, biological process: mitochondrial electron transport, cytochrome c to oxygen. The coding region runs from base 1 to 870 and encodes 289 amino acids. The transcript is spliced from 5 exons. Gene Ontology annotation, cellular component: mitochondrial envelope. Lineage: Eukaryota; Fungi; Ascomycota; Eurotiomycetes; Eurotiales; Aspergillaceae.
AUGCUAUUCUUUGUCUUGGCCUAUACUUCCAUCCGCCCAACCCUAAACCCUACUUGUCCCAAUCCGGCCUGUGCACCUUUAGUCUCUGUCGCCUGCCGUGACAUCAGCCAAUCGGACGCUGAGUCAUCCGCAUUACCCGCGGGCCAUUGGCGCACAGAAUACAGCCAAUCAGAGGCGAUGACGGGUCGAAGCGGCUUCAAACCUCGCCCAAACCUCAGCACUCCAAACUCUCGCUCAUCCCCCAAACUCCCCUCCUCCACCCCCGUCCAUCCAGCGACCGCGAUGUUCCUCCAACGCACCGCUUCCGCCAUCGCGAGGCGCUCGCCGGCCCGUGCUCUCACUCUCGCUCAGCGCCCCUUCUCUUCCUCGAUCGUGCGCCGCAACGAGAAGAAGUGGGCUGUUGAGAAGGAGGGCAAGAUCCUUUCCUUCGAUGAGAUCAAGACCGAAGACGAUCUGAUUCCCCCCGGUGCCAAGCCCGGUACCAUCCCUACCGACUACCUCCAGGCUACCGGUCUUGAGCGUCUCGAGCUCAUCGGUAAGAUGCAGGGCAUCGACAUCUUCGACAUGCGUCCUCUGGAUGCCUCCCGCAAGGGAACACUCGAGAACCCCAUCAUCGUCACCGGUGCCGGUGAUGAGCAGUACGCCGGUUGCACUGGCUACCCCGCCGACUCCCACCAGGUUAACUGGCUGACCGUCUCCCGCGAGCGCCCCAUCGAACGCUGCAACGAGUGCGGCAACGUCGUCAAGCUGAACUACGUCGGACCCGAGGAGGACCCCCACGCUCACCACGACCACGGCCACGGCCACCCCGCCCCCGAGGAGCCCAAGACCUUCGCCGACUACGUCAAGCCCGAGUACUGGUACCGGUAA